AUGGAAUAUUUAUUCAAAUCUCUUUUAAUAUCGCCAUUAACAACAAUACAUCCUUGUCGCUUUUCUCUUUUCAAAUUCGUGCUUAAUCUUAUUCUAUCUAUCUAUCUAUCUAUCUAUCUAUCUAUCUAUCUAUCUAUCUAUCUUCAAUUAUAUCUUCCCUCUUACUCACGGAUUUCUCUUAUUUUCUUCUUUCAUCCAGUGACAGUUCGUUUCUUCAUUGCCUAUCUUUUCUCCCCUCUUUUUUUUUCCUUUUUAUUUAAACAGAUUUAUUUACUUUUUUCUUUCGGCUUUCUGUUUCUUGUUUUUAUAUUGCUUUCCGCCAUCUUCUUUUACCCAAAUCAUUUUCUUCAUAAGUUUACUUAUUUAUGUUAUGCUCAUUGCAUCUCUUUUAUUUACCCUGGCCUCGUCUUUUUCUUUAUUUUUUUUCUUUCAUUCUAUCUCAAUGUUUCUUGUCUUCGAUUUUCUUUUCAUUUGACAUUCAUUGUUACUUUCUUUUCCAAUCUUUCCUUUUAUCUUUAUUUCUCAUUUUAUAUAAAACUUUCUUUCUCAUAUAUUUCUUUCUUUCUUUUCUUUUUCUUUCUUUCUUUCUUUCUUUUUUUUCUUUUUUCGUUCUUUUACUGUCUCUUUCUUACACUUUUUUCUUUCUUUCUUUCUUUUGAAAUUCGUUCUGUUUCUUCCACAUUUCUUUCUGUCUAUCUAUCUUUCUUUUCUUCCGGUUUAAAUUAUUUCUGUCUUGCCCCGCAUUUCCAUUCUCUCUUAAUUUCUUUCAUUCAUUUUCCUUUUUAA
Acanthosepion pharaonis is the source of this 786-nucleotide messenger RNA. Lineage: Eukaryota; Metazoa; Mollusca; Cephalopoda; Sepiida; Sepiidae. The record is from the annotation of a GenBank genome assembly.